AAAACGAAAGAGAUUUAGAAGAAUCCCGAAGGAAGGAAGAGAAGGAUCGGGGGGAAAAGGAGAGAGAGAGAGAGAAAAAAAAAAAAUAGGAAGAUAGAAGUGUAAGGCGAGAAGAGUUAGAGAAGAAGAAGAAGAAGAAAAGGCGAGAAGCCCCCCAAGACAGACAAGAUGGAGGUCCUGGCCAAAUCCCUGGCUGCUGCCCCACGACUCCUCAUGCUGUCGUGCAGCACGUGCGCCCAGCAGAUCGCGCACGCCUCCAGCUCCCGCCACGUGUGUUCGCCCGCCCACGAGGUCGCACCGGCGCUCCCCAACGGCGGCAGCGGCGGGAACGGCAUGGGCGGCGGGAACGGGCGCCGUCUCAACCGCCGCACCGAGCUGGACUUCGAGGAGCUGGUGGCGCUGCAGAUGGCCGGCGACAUCGCGCUCAUCGACGUCAGGAACCCGCAGGAACUCGAGAAGCACGACGCCAUCCCGGGGGCCGUCAACAUACCCCUGUGCCACUUGAAGCUCGCCCUCCAGCUGUCCGACGAGGAGUGGGCCCGGGAGUUCCAGGUCGAGAAGCCCACCAAGUGCGACCGCAACCUCGUCUUCUACGCCGCGGACCCAACCCUCCAGCGCCGCCGUGGAGAUCGCCCAUCGCCUCGGAUUAAGAUGUCCAGGCACUACAUCGGUGGGUGGGAAGAGUACAGCAAGAAAACCGGCCAGCCCCUCACCAAGGCCCAAGAAGCCACUCCCUUCAACAACUACUACCAGAACCAGUUUGAUCAGUACUUCCUGUAGAUACCAGGAAUGAAAAACAGAAAAUAAAAGAUAAUGGGAAAAAUAGAUCGUGAAAUAAGAAAUAGAAAAAUGUUUCUUUGAGGAGAAAAGAUAAAGAAGGAAGUUGAAGUUACUCGAAAGUUGUGCUGCAUUCUUUUCAGAGCUGUAGGGUUGCCCUUGCACAUACUCAUAGAGAUGGUUAGAGGUUUAUCACAUAGUUAGUCUUAUUUUUUCUAUUUACACUCACGCUUCAUCAUCAUCUUUUCCUGUCUCCUUUACUUUUAAAGAUUUUGUCCAGAUGUGGGCAAUGCUUCAGCUUUGUGAAGGAUGGAGUUCAGUUAUUCAGAGGAAAAUAAAAUACAGAGAUAUAUAUACACAAGGAAAUUAAUGUGAAGAAAAGGGUAUGAUUUUCUUUCGGAAGAGGACGAUGACCAGAUGAAUUUCAUGACAAGGAAGUGAAUAAUAAAAAACUUCUGAAAUAAGAACACAGUUAAGGUUAUGAGAGAGUGCAAACCAUUCAGUAUAGAAAGAGAGGAAAAUGAAAUGAAAGACGAGAACGUACACUCAAGGAAAGUAAUAUAUACGAGAAGAAUGGAAGAAUUCCUUUUUCGAACCUCUUGUUAGCGCUGACAAGAGAGCAGAGAAGCACCAGAAAGAAAGGCAUUGAUAUUAAUCCCUCCCCUUCCUUAGUCCCCCAAAUGUUGUACCAGUAAACCAGUAGAUAGUUGUCACUCGUCAAGGGUGAAAUUUCUGCUCCUACUUCAUACCUCUUUGAGUAGAUAGUUGCCCACCAGUAUAUGGGAACAAAGUUUCUACUGUGUUUUACAUAGAUGUUGGAGGCUUGAGUAGUCAUCCUCUGUGCUUGGAUUAAAGAGAAGGGAAAUGCAACAGAAAAUUGUUGGAAAGAAAUAACAGAGAGGAUUCAUGUGCAGUACUGUAUUUGAAGAGGGUAAAACGAAAAAAAAAGUACCUGUAGGCAGGUUGUGAUGCAGACAAGUGUAUAUUAUACUCGCUAGUAGAUCUCAAUGAAAUGUAAUGUAAUAUAUAAUACCUAAUACUCCUGCUCUCAUUUCCAGUGUACUAGUACAGCUGUAUUGGAUAGACCUUACAAAGAUCAUUAAUAAUUUUCUGUUAGUCUUUUCACCUUCAUCUGAGGUAGCCAAGAAAGCUGGUGUCAAUCUGUUCUGUUAAGUUAUUGCUCCUUUGAUAUGAAUUAUUCCUGAGUUACAGAAAUGUGAGGUUUUGAAGAGUAAUUAUUCUUUUCAUUCUGGUAGAGGUUACUUUUCAGUGGAUUCUGAUUUGCAUAUCUCAUAAUUCUUUUGUGUAGUUUUAUUUUUCAUCAUUUACAUUUUUGCUUUUGUUGGUUUCUGUCAAGACAAAAAUUGGAAAAUUUCAAUUAUUUUUGUCUCUAUGAAGAAGAAAAAAGUAUUAUGAUAAUUUUGGUUAGUGGGGUUCUAUCACUGCACAAUUUAUAUACCCUUUCAGUGGGGUUUACAUAGGGGCUCAUCUGUUACAGAAGCACAGGAUUGCAAAGUAUGUUGCACAUGAUGGUUGGAGCUCAAGAAAUGUGGACUUCCCUUUACUGAAACAAACAGUAAUAGGAAUAUGAUGUCUGGAGAACAAGAGAGUAAGGAAAGUGUAACUGUGGCCUCAAAAAUAGGUGUACGAAGACUUGAUGCAAAAAUGUGCUAUGAACUACAGCCACUGCUAUGGAAACUUUUAUUUUUUAUUUUUUUGAAUCUGCUUUGAUUUUUUUUUUCCUUGAGAGUAUAAGAUAGGGUAGGAAUGCAUACAAAGAAGUGUUAAGGAUUGCUUAUCAGUUGGAAAGUAAUUCUGUGACUUAUGUGCCUUAUGUAACGCCAUCUCGUAGAAAAGACAAGGGAAUCUCCUUUUUAUUACAGACUAUUAGAAUUUUUAUACUCAAAAAGCAAUUCAGAUGUAUUACCUUGUCUAUUCAGUCUUAAAAAAGAUAGGUAAAAACUUACAAAAAAACAAAAAAAUUAUGACAGUUUGGUAGCCUUUUUUUUUCUUUUCUUUUUCUUUCCUUAUUGUCCUUUCUUUGUCUUAGUCUUCCUUCUUUCUUUUAUAAAGGAUUAAACCUUGAGGCAUGUCCCCUUCUUAUAAUCUAAUUAUAGCAAAGGAACAUGCAUCAAGGAUAUUUGUAAAUCCUCACAAAAAAAAAGAAAAAAAAAGUAAAACUAAAAACUUCUACUGUAGGAAUUAAAAACUU
This is a messenger RNA of Penaeus vannamei (Pacific white shrimp), 2989 nucleotides long. RefSeq names its product thiosulfate:glutathione sulfurtransferase. The record is from RefSeq and is a predicted model, not a curated record. NCBI's taxonomy places the organism in Eukaryota, Metazoa, Arthropoda, Malacostraca, Decapoda, Penaeidae.